Molecule: messenger RNA, 1284 nt
Organism: Camelina sativa (false flax)
Lineage: Eukaryota; Viridiplantae; Streptophyta; Magnoliopsida; Brassicales; Brassicaceae
Product: protein TRANSPARENT TESTA 16-like
Biological process (GO): positive regulation of transcription by RNA polymerase II
Cellular component (GO): nucleus
Molecular function (GO): DNA-binding transcription factor activity; protein dimerization activity; RNA polymerase II transcription regulatory region sequence-specific DNA binding
Source: RefSeq, a predicted model, not a curated record
AGAGAAAGUGUAAUUAAGUAUAUUCUUCCCCAUUAUAUCUCUCUCCUUCAUCCAACCUCAAUAUAUACACUGAUCUCCAUUUCCAGAUCCCCAAGAACACAGCUCCAACAAAAAGUACUUUUAGCAACACUCUCUUAUAAAUUUUCCCUUUAUCUCACUAGCUCUCUCUCUAUAUAUAUAUAUUUCUCACUAGCUCUUUCACAUAUACUCUUUUCUCUCUCUAUCUCUUCUCUUAUUCAUACAUCAAGAUUCAAGAAUCGAACACCAUCUUCCUUGAAAAUGAAUCCUGAGGAAGAAGGAGGGAGUAAUAAGAGGAAGAAGAGAGUGAUGGGAAGAGGGAAGAUAGAGAUAAAGAAGAUAGAGAAUCAGACGGCCAGGCAAGUGACCUUCUCCAAGAGAAGAAAUGGUCUUAUCAAGAAGACUCGUGAGCUCGCUAUUCUCUGUGACGCUCACAUCGGUCUCAUAGUCUUCUCGGCCACCGGAAAGCGCUCCGAGUUCUGCUCUGAACACAACAAGAUGCCUCAGCUCAUUGACCGAUACUUGCAGACCAAUGGAUUGCGACUUCCUGAUCAUCAGGACGACCAGGAGCAAUUGUACCAUGAGAUGGAAGCACUAAGAAGAGAGAUAUGUAACCUUGAGCUCCAUCUGCGUCCAUAUCAUGGACAUGACUUAGCCUCCAUUCCUCCUCAUGAGCUUGACGGACUCGAGCGACAGCUGGAACAUUCUGUCCUCAAAGUCCGUGAACGUAAGAAUGAGUUGAUGCAGCAACAGUUGGAGAAUCUAAGCAGAAAGAAGCGGAUGCUAGAAGAAGAUAACGAUAACAUGUGCCGUUGGCUUCAUGAGCAUCGUGCAGCGAUUGAGUUUCAGCAAGCUGGUAUAGAGACGAAACCAGGGGAGUUUCUACAGUUUCUAGAGCAGGUUCAGUACUAUACCAAUGAUCAUCAGCAGCAACAACAACAACAACAAAACAGUCUUCUUCAGCUUGCUACACAGCUUCCUUCAGAGAUUGAUCCUAAUUACCAUCUCCAGCUAGCUCAGCCUAAUCUUCAAAACGAUCCAGCUCCCAAAGAGUGAUUAAUCUAAUUAAUUCUCAAUACAACUUCUCUUUCUUUCUGGGGACAACUUAAUGAACUUUUAUUAAUUACCUAUAUUUUGAUGUUAGCCAAUGCCUUCUUUUGUUGUCUGUUUUGUGUGGUCAUAAAACCUUGUUUGAAGUACAAUUUACUUGAGAAGCAGUGGUCUUUGGUUAUAAUUUUUAUUCAUCAUUAUCAUACAUAUAUAGUA